GUAAAGAUAAGCCUACUAAUAACAGCACUUCGGUUAAACCAAAAAUAAAAGAUGACUGUCUCCAAGAUGCUCAGAAUUGUGUUUACUUCCAAUUCUUUAAUAGUAAAGAAAAGAAGUUAUAUACUCGCUUUAAAGAUAAAGUAGAAAGCAAUUUUGAAGGAAAACAAGCUAACAGUCCACUGUUAUUCUUAACCCUUACUUUUAAUACUACUCAUGAUAACUAUUCUGCCUUUACUACUAACUGA
Molecule: messenger RNA, 245 nt
Organism: Funneliformis geosporum
Lineage: Eukaryota; Fungi; Glomeromycota; Glomeromycetes; Glomerales; Glomeraceae
Source: the annotation of a GenBank genome assembly